This is a messenger RNA of Medicago truncatula (barrel medic), 867 nucleotides long. RefSeq names its product ethylene-responsive transcription factor CRF6. Gene Ontology annotation, molecular function: DNA-binding transcription factor activity; DNA binding. Gene Ontology annotation, biological process: regulation of DNA-templated transcription. Bases 1 to 867 code for a protein of 288 amino acids. The transcript has a single exon. Lineage: Eukaryota; Viridiplantae; Streptophyta; Magnoliopsida; Fabales; Fabaceae. The record is from RefSeq and is a predicted model, not a curated record.
AUGGAGGAAAAAAUCAUAGAACACAAAAGUGUUACAACAAAGCUUGUAAAGUCUAGUUUCAUGUCUUCUCUGCCAAAAAGUGUUACAAUCUCAUUUACUGAUAACUAUGCCACUGACUCUUCAACUGAAGAUGAAGAACAACAUGUGAUAACAACAAGGAAAAUAGUGAACGAGGUAAGAUUUCAACAAUGUUCCACUCUUUCUAACAAGAACAACAAAAAAAGACAAGAAGAGACAAAAAACAAGAAUGCUGUUGUUGUUUGUUUGGAACAAAACAAUGAGAACCCUAGACAAAUAAAUGAUGUUGUUCAUCAAAAGUUUCGCGGCGUUCGACGACGACGAUGGGGGAGAUUUGCUGCUGAGAUUCGUGAUCCAAGGCUUGGUAGGAGAAGGUGGUUAGGGACAUAUGAUACCGCUGAAGAAGCUGCUUUGGUUUAUGAUAGAGCUGCAAUUGAUUGUAGAGGUGCUGAUGCUGUUACAAAUAUCAUCAAACCACCACAGAAGAAAAGAUCAGUGAAAGAUGAAUUUGUUUGUGACAGAAAUGGAUAUUUUGGUGAUAAUGUGUCUGUUGAGGAUUGUAAUGGUAGUUCAUCUUAUUCUCAAGAAUCUGUGAGUGAAAUUUGGAGUGAAAGGAUGAAUGAUCAAGAAUGGAUAAAAGAGAUAACUGGAGAGGAAUAUUUGGAUGAUGGUUUUACAUUUGUUGAUGAAUCAUAUGGUUCUUGUUCUUAUUAUGAACCUGUUCUUCCUACAAUGGUUUCUAAUGAGAGUGAUUGCAUUGUUGAUACUAUUCCUUUUCAUCUUGAGGAGGAUUUUGAAUCAUGUGAAUGGGAGGUUAAUAAUUACUUCAAUGAAUCUUUGGAGUUUUGA